Messenger RNA from Ilex paraguariensis (yerba mate), 2214 nucleotides. The record is from the annotation of a GenBank genome assembly. NCBI's taxonomy places the organism in Eukaryota, Viridiplantae, Streptophyta, Magnoliopsida, Aquifoliales, Aquifoliaceae.
AUGGCGGUCAAGUACAGUUACUUAGCUUCUUCUUCUUCAUCCUCUUUUCCCCUAAUUCACACUUACCAUCCAAGCUCUCAUUACUUUUCGAUGCCUCCUCAACUCUCUGGAAUUGUUCAUCCCAGAAUCCCAAAACCUGUCUAUCUCUCUGCCUCUUCUUCUACUCCAACUCCAAACACUUCAACUUCUCUCUCUUCAUCGCCAAUUUUCCUCCCUUUUCUCGAGGAAGAGGAAAAUGAAGAGGCCCCAGAAACCGAAACCCCUCAGACCCAGCAAAAACAAGAAGAAGAAAAAGAGUCCUUUGAGUCAAUCAAGGACCCAAUUCUCAGAUUCUUCAAGUCUCGUUCUUUUACUUCAGACCCAAACCCCAGUCGUGAAGGUAAAUUCUCUCUCCAAAAGAACCGCAAAACUUCCUGGCGCCUCGCUCCCGGCAUCGAAAAUGUAAAUUCAAUUGAAGAAGAAAGUGAGCCCAACGCAAAAAAAGAGCUGAAAUACCAACAACCAGAAGUGGGUUCUGUCGACGUUCCUUCAAGCGUAGUUAUUGGCGGUGUUGUUGGUGAAAUUCUGAACCUUGCGAGGAAUUUACCCGAGAAUUCGACAAUGGGGGAGGUUUUAGAGGGUUAUGUGGGGAGGGUAGGGGAGAGAGAGUGUGUGGAGGUGUUGCAGUUGAUGGGUCAGGAGGGUUUUAUAAGGGGUUGUUUGUAUUUUUUUGAAUGGAUGAGGUUGCAUGAACCUUCAUUGGUUACCCCUCGGGCUUGUUCAGUUUUGUUUCCAUUCUUGGGGAGGGCUGGCAUGGGUGUUGAGUUGAUGGUUUUGUUCAGGAACUUGCCGGAGGGGAAGCAAUUCAGGGACGUGCAUGUCUAUAAUGCCGCGAUUUCGGGUCUUUUGUGUGGUGGAAGGUAUGAUGAUGCCUGGAAAGUGUAUGAGAUCAUGGAAACAAAUAGUGUCCAACCAGAUCAUGUGACAUGUUGUAUUAUGAUUACAAUUAUGAGGAAAAAGGGCAACAGCGCCAAAGAAUCAUGGGAGUUCUUUGAAAAAAUGAACAGGAAGGGUGUCAAAUGGAGUUUGGAAGUCCUAGGUGCCCUAAUAAAAUCCUUCUGUGAUGAGGGGCUCAAGAAUGAAGCUCUUAUUAUCCAAUCAGAAAUGGAGAAGAAAGGGAUCUCUUCCAAUGCCAUCAUAUAUAACACAUUAAUGGAUGCUUAUAAUAAAUCGAACCAGAUUGAAGAAGCUGAAGGUCUUUUUGGUGAGAUGAAGGCAAAGGGAAUUGCACCUACCUCUGCUACUUAUAACAUUCUAAUGGAUGCAUACGGCAGAAGAAUGCAACCUGAUAUUAUUGAGAAACUGCUGCUAGAGAUGGAAAGUGUGGGUUUGGAGCCAAAUGUUAAGUCAUACACAUGUCUGAUUAGUGCUUAUGGGAGGCAGAAGAAGAUGAGUGACAUGGCUGCAGAUGCGUUCUUGAGGAUGAAGAAAGUUGGUAUAAAACCUACUUCACACUCUUAUACAGCUCUUAUACAUGCAUAUUCAAUCAGUGGCUGGCAUGAGAAAGCCUAUAUGACUUUUGAGAACAUGCAAAGGGAACAAAUAAGACCCUCCAUAGAAACCUAUACUGCCUUACUUGAUGCGUUUAGACGUGCCGGUGACACACAAACACUAAUGAAAAUUUGGAAAUUGAUGAUCACUGAUAAAAUAGAAGGGACCCGAGUGACCUUUAACAUUCUUCUAGAUGGAUUUGCUAAACAAGGACACUACACUGAGGCAAGAGAUGUCAUUUGUGAAUUUGGGAAAAUUGGCUUGCAACCAACCGUGAUGACAUAUAAUAUGUUGAUUAAUGCAUAUGCACGGGGAGGGCAAGAAUCAAAGUUGCCUCAGCUGCUGAAAGAGAUGGCAGCUCUUAAUCUAAAACCUGAUUCCAUAACAUAUUCCACUAUGAUAUAUGCCUAUGUUCGUGUUCGUGAUUUCAAGAGAGCAUUUUUCUACCAUAAGCAGAUGGUUAAAAGUGGGCAAGCGCCUGAUGCCAUAUCAUAUCAGAAGCUCAGAGCAAUUUUGGAUGUAAAAGCAGCAACAAAAAACAGGAAGGAUAAGAGUGCUAUAAUGGGUAUAAUUAAUAGUAGCAUGGGUGUGCUAAAACAGAAGAAAAAAGGAAAGAAAGAUGAGUUCUGGAAGAAUAAGAAGAAGCGGUCAAGAACUCCUAACUCGGCCCGAGAUGGGUGCUGA